UCCCUCGCCGACAGCCCCCCAGCCUCCCUCGCCGACAGCCCCCCAGCCUCCCUCGCCGACAGCCCCCAGUGAACCAGCUGCAGGAGAGAACAAGCUCGCGUUCUGAGUUCACCCACCAUCUCCCCCCCCCCCCCACCCCCCCGUCGACGACCCGAGAGGGAGGGGAGCCCCCCCGCCCCCCCAAAACGCUCACACACACCUGGCCCCCCGGAUCAUGAUGUUUCGUGACCAGGUGGGUGUCCUGGCCAGCUGGUUUAAAGGGUGGAAUGAGUGUGAGCAGACUGUGGCUCUGCUGUCCCUGCUGAAGAGGGUGAGCCAGACCCAGGCACGCUUUCUCCAGCUGUGUCUGGAACACAGCCUGGCCGAGUGCACGGAGCUCCACGUGCUGGAGGGGGAAGCCAACAACCCAGUGGUGAUCAGCCAGUGGGCGGGCGAGCCCAAGGAGCGAGUCAUCUCCCUGGUCCUCACCCACCUACCCCUCCUCAAACCUGGCAACACGGAGGCCAAGGGCGAGUACAUGCACCUGCUGCCCCGGAUCCUGGCACACACCAUCGAGCACGGACGCCACCUGGAGGAGUCCCGCCAGCUGCUGUCCUACGCGCUCAUCCACCCCGCCACCUCCCUGGAGGACCGUGCUGCCCUGGCCCUGUGGCUUAACCACCUGGAGGAGAGGGCAGCCGCCCGGGGAGACUCCCUGGAGAGACCCCCCGCCCCUCACGGCCUCCACCACCACCACCAGACGCCUCCCUCCACGCUGUCCUCCUCCUCCUCCUCGGGAUCCUCCUCCACCAACACCUCGUCCUCCGCCCACCUGUACCCCUUGCAGCACCACCAGCGCUACGGCUCCGACGACAGGCUGAACGGCUGGCAGGGUUCGAGGGACUCCGGGCUGGGAGGGGGCUGGUUGUCCCAGGGGCCGCACGGCUGUGAGAACGGCCACCUGGCCCUGUACCCGUCCUCGUCGGUGCCCGCCACCAUCAACACGGUGGGCACAGGCCCGGGGGGGAACACCAUCCUGUCAGCCGGCGCGCAGCACAGUCCCCUGAAGCGUUCCGUGUCCCUGACACCUCCGAUGAGUGGCCCCUCCAGCCAGCCCCUGGGCCACGGCUGGCUGUCCCAGGAGGACCUGCAGGGCCCUCGGGGCCCGGCCCCAGACCACGCGCCCCUGUCCCCCCAGAGCAGCGUAGCGUCCUCGGGCAGCGGCGGCAGCGAGCCCCUAGAGGAGGGCGGAGGAGGAGGCUGCUGCCUCGCCCUCCACCGCAGCACCUUCUACCAGGAGGGGAGCGGCAUGAGGGAUGUGCCAGCCUGGCUGAAGAGUCUCCGUCUCCACAAGUACGCGGCACUCUUCUCCACCAUGACCUACGACGAGAUGAUGUCACUGACUGAGCAACAGCUGGAGUCGCAGAACGUUACCAAAGGGGCGCGGCACAAGAUCAUCAUCAGCAUUCAGAAACUGAGGGAACGCCAGAAUAUGCUGCGCUGUCUGGAGAAGGAUGUAUUGGAGGGGGGGAACCUGCGUGCUCCCCUCCAGGAGCUGCAUCAGAUGAUCCUGACGCCCAUCAAGGCGUGCGUCACCGACGAUCCCUCGCCACAGCGCCCCCUGUUGGGCUCCGAGGGGAAGAGCGCUGCCCCCGGCUCCCACCUGUCCGGAGGAGGAGAGUCAGAGUCUAUCUCCACCCACAUCCCUGAGGGAGACAUCCCUGGACAGUUCACCCGGGUCAUGGGCAAAGUUUGCACACAGCUCUUAGUCUCCCGGCCAGAUGAAGAUAAUAUCAGCUCCUACCUGCAGCUCAUUGAUAAGUGCCUUAUUCAUGAGGCUUUCACAGAGACCCAGAAGAAGAGACUGUUGUCAUGGAAACAACAGGUGCAGAAGCUGUUCCGUUCGUUUCCAAGGAAAACACUACUUGACAUGGCUGGUUACAGACAGCAGAGGAGGUAGGUAGACCUCUCUCACACAC
Molecule: messenger RNA, 1958 nt
Organism: Hypomesus transpacificus
Lineage: Eukaryota; Metazoa; Chordata; Actinopteri; Osmeriformes; Osmeridae
Gene: samd4a
Product: sterile alpha motif domain containing 4A
Exons: 8
Coding region: 215-1939 (574 amino acids)
Biological process (GO): nuclear-transcribed mRNA poly(A) tail shortening; negative regulation of translation; regulation of mRNA stability
Cellular component (GO): P-body
Molecular function (GO): protein binding; translation repressor activity; mRNA binding
Source: RefSeq, a predicted model, not a curated record